CAUAUAAAUACUAUUAAACCGUAUCUCUGCUCUGCCUCGGACUUGGAGAGCUUGAAAAUUGCAGGCUUUUGUUCCUUUCAGCGCUUUAAUUACAUCCAAAAUUGCUUCCAUUUCGUCGUUCAUCACCUUCUUCAUCUACAAAAAUGGCUGCUUGAGCUCACAUUUCCACCAGAGUUGCUUGGCUUGUGGGUGAGGGAACUGUUGUUCAUAUCCGUUUUUUUGGUGUUUUUUGAGAAGGGAAGUGAUGCAGACUUCUAAAUCCAGAAGUUCAUUGGAGGCACCCAAGAAGGUCUCUUUAAAAGCUGCUCGUCAGGUUAAACCAGCAGCAUUGAAGUGUGACUCGUCGUCGUCGUCCAAUCAAACGGGAAAGAUAUUGAAAGAAAGGAGCCCGAAGGUCGUUGGCAGGUCGCCCAGGACUCCACUAUCAGAGAAGAAGUGCCAAAACAGAAUAUCCGAGUUGGAGUCUCAGAUUUCCAUCCUUCAGAAGGAUCUUAAAAAGGCCAAGGAGCAGCUACAUUCGUCUAAGUCACGGAAAGACCGAGCCCGAGUAGAUACGGAGGUGUCCAGCGCAACAUCAAUUGUCAAGGAGCAUCAGCCAUCAUCUUCCGAACAAGGUCAUACUAACGAGCUUCAGAACGUGGCACGAGAAGACGAUCAAUCGCUGCACUCUGCACCUGAGGUCACCGAGAAGUCAGAAUCCGUGGACUCCGUUGCCUUAGCAAUGGCGAACGUUACGCAGCAGCUUAAACUCAAACUUCUCGUAGUCGAUAAAUCCAAAGCUUUUCAGACAAAACAUGUCGAAUCAGUGAACGAGAAGCACGGUAAAUUGAAACAAGUACUGUCGGAAACCAUCUCGAUUAUGGCAACCAUGAAAAGCCAACUGCAAGAUUGUGAAGUAUCAGAAACUCAAGUUCAAGCACUCAUACAUGAAGCUACAGCUCAAUUGGAUAUUGCAAAAGAAAUGGCUGAGUUGCUCGGUUCUGAUUCGACAAAAGCCUUCGAAGAUUGGAACUCGGUUACUUUAGAGCUGGACGAGUCCCGGGAACACGUAAGCUUACUGGAGACGCUUGUUCGUAAGCUAGAACCCGGCCUUGCAAAUUUUUGCUCGUUGCAGUCGGAGGUUGAGCAGCAAGCUGCCGAGGCAGAAUACCGGGGUAGACGAGAUCUUUGUACCCUCGAACCAAAACCCGCCAUGGUGAAGCCUGAUACAAAUCUAAGGGAGGUUGAACUCAAGAAGGAAUUAGAGAAAUCGAGAGUUGAAAUAGACGAGUUCAAGGCGAAGUUACGCGACAGGGAAACCGAGUUAAGGAGCAUCACGGAAGAGAAUUUGGAGUUGAGUUGUAAGCUCGAGAAGAGCCUAUCGAGCCACCGAGUAUACGGACUAGAGAAAGAGCUGGAUGACUUGAAGAACUGCAUUGCAGAUUUAAAGACCAAUCUCUUAGACAAAGAGACAGAGUUUCAGAGCAUAUCAGAAGAGAAUGAAAUGCUGAUAUCUGAAAUCAGUAAAAGGGACACGAUCGAGACCAAAAUGAAGGACGAAACAAAGACCGAACUCGUUACGUUCACGACCAUAGAGAAGCUCGGGAUUACAGCGGAAGAUACCGACCGAAGCACGGGCAGCAGGAAAUCUGUAGGGGUGGCUGAACUCGAGGCAGCAGAAGCAGCCAAUGCAGAAAUGGAGAUGGAGCUGAGAAGGGUGAAGGUGCAGUCGGAGCAAUGGAGGAAGGCGGCGGAGGCGGCUGCAGCGAUGAUUGGAAGCAACGGAGAGCUCAUGGGUAGAGCGGGAUUGAUGGACAGCAGCUACAACGCCAUUACUGGUAAGAUCGGGGCGCUGUAUUCGCAGGAUUCGGACGAGGAUUUAGUGAAAAAGAAAAAUGUGAAUGUACUAAAAAAGAUAGGGGUGCUUUGGAAGAAACCGCAGAAAUAGAAAUGGGAUUUUGUAGUUUUCUUCAUUUUGUAGAGAGCUUUCUUCCAAAUUUGAGGAUUCAGAAUGCUAUGAAUAACUCAUAUGG
Cucurbita moschata (crookneck pumpkin) is the source of this 2012-nucleotide messenger RNA. RefSeq names its product interactor of constitutive active ROPs 3-like. NCBI's taxonomy places the organism in Eukaryota, Viridiplantae, Streptophyta, Magnoliopsida, Cucurbitales, Cucurbitaceae. The coding region runs from base 245 to 1927 and encodes 560 amino acids. The record is from RefSeq and is a predicted model, not a curated record. The transcript has 4 exons.